Molecule: messenger RNA, 2291 nt
Organism: Bactrocera tryoni
Lineage: Eukaryota; Metazoa; Arthropoda; Insecta; Diptera; Tephritidae
Product: transmembrane protein 53
Exons: 5
Coding region: 541-1779 (412 amino acids)
Source: RefSeq, a predicted model, not a curated record
AUAACUGUCGGCUUUCUAAUGGGAUGUGGCCGUUGAAAGGGGUGAAGAAGUUUGACAGUAAGAAGGUCAAGAUUAUUCACAUACACUUGCAGGACGACUAAAUUGAUGCAGACGUUUAGUGAAUAUUUCAUAUGUGCGGCGAAAGUGUAAGGUUAAGUUAAUGUGAGGAUAUUUCGAAGAAAAUUCAUUAAAAAUAAAAAAAAAAAACGUACAAGGAUGCCAAACUAACGGGAAAUAUAAACUUAGCAUCUGGGAAUUUAUGUGUGCUGCCUCCUAAAAGUAGGCUAUACGAAAUUGCAACAACUCAGCGGAAAAUCGAAAUUACCUGGAAAUCGAAUGAUUGCCUAAUAAUUGAUUUACAAAAGGAAAAACGAUACAGGUUUUGCUAUAAACUACUUAUUGUAAAAUAUAUAUUGCAACUGAAAAAUAAAUUACGGAAAAUUGUGGUCUCUUGCCAAAAAGAAAAUUCCAAAGCAAUUUAACAACCGAAUUACAGUGAACAUAAAAGUUAUUAGAAAUUCAUCUAUUUAAGAAUCAAGAAUGGCCGCACCGAAUUCUUUUAAUCAUCCGUAUGGUGUGUCGGCAGCCGCCGCUGCCACUGCUGCCUCAACAAACGCAACAAUACCACCCAUUGAAGGUGCCAAGCAAAAAGGAGGUGCAUCCACUAUUCGACGUCUGGAUUCUGCUGCGCCGAAUAAACGCAUUAUGCCCGCAAAUCAAUAUAAUUCUCAAAAUCAACAGCAAUCACAACGUGAAGAAAACGCUUCACCGAAGCGCUCUAUGCAGGUGGCUCAACGGCAACAACAACAAUAUAGUGACGUUAUACAGAAUGAGGAUAAUUUGGAGUAUUUCAUCAAGUUUCCCACACCAAAUUAUCGCAGCGAUGCAAUGGAUACGGGCGAUUCGGACUUUGUAUUUGUAUACAAUGAUUCAAAUGUUCCUAUUGUCAUGUUGCUCGGUUGGGCCGGCUGCCAGGAUCGUUACCUAAUGAAAUAUUCGAAGAUAUAUGAAGACCGUGGCUUAAUUACCGUUCGUUAUACGGCUCCGGUGGAUACGCUUUUUUGGAAACGCACCGCAAUGAUUCCUAUUGGUGAAAAAAUACUGAAACUAAUGUAUGACAUGAAUUUCGAUUCACAUCCGGUGAUUGUGCAUAUUUUCUCGAAUGGCGGCGCUUACCUGUAUCAACACAUAUCGUUAGCAAUGCGUAAACAUAAGACGCCCAUACAAAUACGUGGCAUGAUUUUUGAUUCUGCACCUGGUGAGCGUCGCAUUUUGGGUUUAUAUCGUGCUGUGACAGCUAUUUAUGGAAAAGAGCGGAAGAAAUGCCAUUCUGUAACAGCACUAAUUAUAACUUUGACUUUAAGCAUUAUGUGGUUUGUUGAGGAAACGUUUGCCGCUUUUAAAAGUUUGUUUUUCAAAUCUGAACCGGUACAAACAAAUCCCUUCAGCGAUUUGAAAAACGAGGCCACACAGUUCCCACAAUUGUUCGUGUAUUCGAAGGGAGACGUAGUGAUUCCUUAUCAAGACAUAGAAAAAUUCAUUAAAAUUCGACAAGAGCGGGGUGUGGAUGUAUCAGCUGCAUGUUUUGAAGAUGCCGAACAUGUAAAAAUUUAUACAAAAUAUCCGUCACAGUACAUUCAUUGCGUAUGUUCAUUUAUCAAUAAUUGUUUAUCACGGCCUUAUAAGGGCGGUAAUGGUUUGGAGACGGUCACUGACAGUGGCUCGCCAACCAGUUCGAUUCGUUCUAUACUGGGUGCUAAUUCCUCUAAAUAUGAUUAAAGAAAAUAUUAUAUGAACCGUUGUUUUUACGCGGAUAAAUUACUUAAUUUCAACUAUUUAGUUAUCACGAGUGUGAAGUAUUGAUCGAAAGUAGUAUCUGCAAGGAUGAAGUAUGUGUGAGCCGCUUACAUACUUUUGCAAUAUUUUAAUAUUGUAAGUGCACAAUAUAAAAUAAAUAAUCUGCGUUACUACCUAUAAUUUUACUAUAUGAUUAUUUAAAGCAAAAAGCAAAAAUAUAGCUUUAUUACUUUUUGAUCACAAAAAUAUUAUAGUUUAUGUAGUAAACUUUUAAAAUGUGAUACUAUAGGCGAAAACAAAAACAAAUUAUAGAUUUGACACUUGUACGAGUGGAUUUCAAAUCUUUUAUUCAAACACAUAUAAUUAAAUAUUUUCCUAUUUAAUAUAAAUACUUACUUGCUUACUUACUGAUCAAAAGUUAUGUAAAUGGCUUUAAGUAGUGAAUGAAUUUAAAUAAAUGCCUGUUCCGCAGGAAAAAUUUUAGAGUGAAUAUA